AACCAAGGAGAAUGGUGGCGAGGGGGGGUCGGCCCGGUCGGGUCGGGGUGGCGGCGGAGGCGACUGUCUUUGGGGUCCUGGUUUUUGAUCGCCAGUGCAGCGCUUACGGUGCUGGGAUUGCUCAUCCUUGCCCUCAGAUCCAUCGAGCCUUCCGCCGACAUCAAUGAGACCACCCACCUCGGAAUUCAAGAAGAAGAAGAAGAAGAAGGAGAAGAAGAAAAGGCAAAGGUUGUGAAUGAUAGCAAGGGAGGAGGAGGAUGCGCAACGGUUGAAGAGAUGGGGGAGAUGUUUGGGAGAGGAUCUGGAGAGGAGAGUCUCCGAGCCAGGCAAAUGAUCCACAGUCACUUUCGUCUCAACGGUGCUCCAACAGUCCGAGCGCUGCCUCCGGAGCACUUCUGUAGACAUGGUUUUGUGUUAGGAAAAGCAUCAGAAGCAGGGUUUGGUAAUGAAAUGUACAAGAUCCUAACUGCCGCAGCUAUAAGUGUGAUGUUGAACCGGUCUUUGAUUAUCGGGCAGACCAGGGGGAAAUAUCCUUUUGGAGAUUACAUUUUGUAUUCGAAUCUUUCCUUUACCUUGGCGGAAGUCAAGCAUCUGUGGAGGAUGAAUGGUUGUGUAGCAAAAUAUGGGAGACAUCUUGUUAUGAGGAUUGAUGAUUUUCAGAAGCCGUCACGAACUAAUGUUCUAUGUGGCAAUUGGAGGGAGUGGCACCAACCCAUAAUAUGGUUCCAGAAUACCACAGAUGCUGUGGCUGCUCAGUUUUUCUUGAAGAGCAUGCACCCAGAGAUGAGGAAGGCUGCUUCUGAUCUUUUUGGAGAGCCAGAAAAUUUGCAGCACAGACCUAAUGUAUUUGGGGAGCUGAUGAGAGUGCUUAUAUCUCCUUCGGAAAUUGUAGAACAUGCUUUGAACUGGGCCCUUAGUGGUGGUGCUGAUCCUGAUAUUGCGGUGCACAUGAGGAUGCUUAUGAAUAGGUCUGUGAGAGCUGUGUGGGCAGCUCUGGAUUGUGUUAGGAAGGCUGCCGGCAAACUAUCUUCCAGGCCCAAAGUAGUAUUAGUUUCUGAUACGCCUUCUUUGCUGGAAGAUAUUGGACCAAAUCUUAUGGAAUUUGCAGAGGUUCUUCACUUUGACUAUGAGCAUUUUGAAGGAAAUAUUACUGCACCAAAAGACAGAUUAAGUAACUGGAAUCCGAGGGUAAGGGAUUGUCCUGCACCCAGAUGGGUUGCCUUUGUUGAUUUCUUUCUUGCAUCACGUGCAAAACAUGCUGUGGUCUCUGGGGCUCACAGGCGUGUCGGGACAACCUAUGCUCAGCUGAUUGCAGCACUGGCUGCAGCUCAGAGACUUGGGGACAACUCCACUGCCGGUUCAAGUUUUACUUACCUCAGUAGCUUCCAAAGUAAUUUACUUUCGGAAGGUUUAAGGAAUCAGAUUGGCUGGGGGCAUGUGUGGAAUAGAUUUGCUGGUCCAUUAAGUUGUAGUCACCAGCCAAAUCAAUGUGCAUCUACACCAAUUCUACCUCCCGCCUGGUGGGAUGGACUUUGGCAAUCACCUAUUACACGGGAUGUCAAGAGGAUGGAAGCAUAUGGCAUUCGACUUUCUGGUUUGGCAACAGUUGACGAGGACUACUUGCACUCGUUCUGUAAUUCAAGGAAGAUUUCGACCGUAACUGUUACACUGAUUUGAGCGUUUUGAAAGUUUUACUAUGUUUCUCACGUAUUGCAAACUCUGGUACUCGCUUUGAUCUGAUAAAGGAGGGGAGUGGUAGAUAUCAAGGCGUUACAGGAAGCCAGUAGUACCUUUCUGGUAUGGAGAAUCUGAGCGAGGUAUUGGACAAAAUUUUCUUGUCAGGCUAGAAAUCGUUGGUUAAUCGUAUGAUGGAUUACUUGCAAGUUACAAAAUUACUUUUUUUUUUUUGCUUGGGUUGGUUGGGUCUCAAGAUCCUAGUGGUCUGAUUGUAGAAGAGCAAUGUAAGACGGCUUGAAAGCUUUUCUGUUCCCAGCAAAUACAAUUUCCAUUUUUGUAGAAGCAGCAAAAGAAACAAGUACUCCUAUGUAACCGGUGGAAUUGGAUUCAAUUGAAUGGGAUUCUUCAUUUACCUGUUUGGCCUAAA
This is a messenger RNA of Coffea arabica (coffee), 2104 nucleotides long. RefSeq lists its product as uncharacterized. The record is from RefSeq and is a predicted model, not a curated record. NCBI's taxonomy places the organism in Eukaryota, Viridiplantae, Streptophyta, Magnoliopsida, Gentianales, Rubiaceae.